Messenger RNA from Pogoniulus pusillus (Red-fronted tinkerbird), 2051 nucleotides. RefSeq names its product cathepsin C (gene CTSC). Gene Ontology annotation, molecular function: cysteine-type endopeptidase activity. The record is from RefSeq and is a predicted model, not a curated record. The transcript has 7 exons. Lineage: Eukaryota; Metazoa; Chordata; Aves; Piciformes; Lybiidae. Gene Ontology annotation, cellular component: lysosome. Bases 45 to 1430 code for a protein of 461 amino acids.
GGCCCAUUUCAGCGGUGGAGGCGGCAGGCGGCGGGAGCGGUGCCAUGGCCGGGCGGGCGGUGUGGGCCGCGUUUCUCGUGUUGUUGGCGGCGCUGCCCGCGGCGGUUCGGGCGGACACGCCAGCCAACUGCUCCUUCGCCGAUCUGCUGGGAGCCUGGGAGCUCCGCGUCUGGCGGAGCGGCGGCCGCCACGGCAACUGCUCCCUGGCCGGUCCUGUGGAAAGAAAGGUGCUUGUGAAUCUUCAGAAGUUAGAUGUAGCUCAGGACAAUCUGGGCAACUAUGGUUUCUUCACACUGAUUUACAAUCAAGGCUUUGAAAUUGUGAUAAAUGGCUACAAGUGGUUUGCAUUUUUUAAGUACAAAAUAGAAGGCCAGAAUGUAACCAGCUACUGUAAUGAGACUUUACCAGGAUGGGUACAUGAUGUACUUGGCCACAAUUGGGCUUGUUUCAGUGGACAGAAGAUCUCUUCUUCUCCCUCAGAUGUUCACAUAAAUGACCUACCUCUCCAGAAGCCCAGGGGAAGACUUUCAAGCAGACGUUAUGUGCACAACUUGGAUUUUGUAAAUGCUAUCAAUGCUCACCAGAAGUCCUGGAGAGCAACAAGAUACAAAGAUUAUGAGAACUUUGCCCUAGAAGAACUAACUAGAAGAGCUGGGGGUGUCUAUUCCAGAGCUCCAAGACCAAAGCCUGCACCUCUAACGCCCGAGUUACUCAAAAAAGUUUCAAGCUUGCCAGAAUCUUGGGACUGGAGGAAUGUGAAUGGCGUCAAUUAUGUCAGCCCUGUUCGGAAUCAAGGCUCAUGUGGUAGCUGUUACUCAUUUUCCUCCAUGGGCAUGCUGGAAGCAAGAAUACGUAUCCUUACAAACAACACUCAAAAACCAAUCUUCAGUCCUCAGCAAGUCGUGUCUUGCAGCCAGUAUUCUCAGGGUUGUGAUGGUGGGUUUCCAUACCUUACUGCUGGAAAGUAUGUUCAAGACUUUGGUGUGGUGGAGGAAGACUGCUUCCCUUACACAGCCCAAGAUUCUCCAUGCACUUUCAAGCGCAGUUGUUACCACUACUACACUUCUGAGUACCACUAUGUGGGUGGUUUCUAUGGAGGCUGCAAUGAAGCUCUGAUGAAGCUAGAGCUUGUUCUUCAUGGGCCAAUGACUGUUUCCUUUGAGGUUUAUAAUGAUUUCAUGCUUUAUAAACAGGGGAUUUACCAUCACACUGGGCUGCAGGAUGAAUUCAAUCCUUUUGAAUUGACUAAUCAUGCCGUCUUACUGGUGGGCUAUGGUACAGACCCAGAAAGUGGUGAAAAGUUCUGGAUUGUGAAGAACAGCUGGGGCACCUCAUGGGGAGAAGAUGGUUACUUCAGAAUCCGCCGUGGCACUGAUGAAUGUGCAAUUGAAAGCAUUGCAGUGGCUGCAACUCCCAUUCCAAAAUUAUAAAUGCAGAGAUCUUCAUCCAGUGCCUUGUCCCCAGCCAUAAGAACAUACUGACUGUUAGAAAUUGAGGUCAAAUCUGUCCCCUAGCAUGAACGGGGAAGCUUUAUUAUGAAAAUUUUCAUUAGAGGAGUUUCCCUAAAUGAGGACAAAUCUUGUCAGAUCUGCUGUGUGUAUUGAGGGCUUCCCCUUAAGUCUGCCAGUAGGUCCCCUAGAAUGCAAUGGUUGUUGUGGUAACAGUGGCAAUACUUCUGCAUCAGUGGAUAUACAUCUUCAGUCACCAGUUGAAUUUUCUUCUGUGGGCUAUCUUGAACUUGAGAUCUGAGAGGGAAGGACAUGCUAUGACAAUCUGACUACUCUGAAAAGACACUGUAGUGCCUUCUGAGAAUUUGAGAAGUCAGUGCAAUUUAGAAGAUGCAUGUGUUGGGGAGGCAAUGGACAAUUACACUGAUUAAAGAGAAAUUUUAAAGUUUUAAGUGUCCUGAAAAGCUGCAUGUCAAACCCUUAUGACAAUAAAAAUCAAUUACAUUUCAGGCUGUUACUAAAUAUUCCAGUUUUGGAUUUUAUUGCUGUGCUUUGCAAUUGAUCAUCUCAAAGUUCAAUAAAAAUCACCCCACUCCUAUGGGA